CAGCCAGCAAGUAGGUUUGUCCGUGAGAGUUGUUUUUCGUCCAGUGAUCGUGCGGUGUUAAUACAAUCGUGCAGACGGCUUACGGCAAUCGUGAGACCGUGACGCCUUUGAAGAAUAUAUCACCUCUGGGACCUUCUACAGUCGUAUUUCUCACUGAAAAUUAACAGCUACACCGUGCUGUGUAUGGUUUACGAACGAUCCAAGAUGCUGUCAUCAGUGCCAGCUAAAUAAUAAUGUGGUGCGACGUUGGUCAGAGUUGUGCAAUGAUGGGUCUGCAGGCCACGGCAGGAAAACGUAAACUGGAGGGAGGUGGUGGUUGCAUGGAGUUCGAUAUGGAUAUGGGCGAAAGCCCGUCAAAGUUAGGAAGAGUAGAGGGUAGUUGGUGGGCAAUGGAAGACAGCUAUACGCCACCGUUAAACCAACCUCCUUCAUCGUACUACGAAAUGGAAGUUAGCUCGCCUUGUCUUCAGGCGAAUCCCUGUCAACCAACAGCGAGUUCACCACCAGCAGCUUCUCAGCUGCAUCAUUCGUCGCAACACUACUAUCAUCAGCGUGGUGCCGGUAGCAACGGUUACAACCAGUUAUCAAGACCUCAACCUCAGUGGGGAGCUCCUCAUCAUUAUGAACCACCAACGAUACGAAGAGAGGAGAAUGGCAAGAGUUACUUGGAACUUGGCUCAAGUUAUCGUGCGAAUGAAAGAUGCUGUGAGGGAUCGAGGUCCAGCUGGUGCAGGCGUGGCAGGGCCUGCUACCGUCAAAGAAGGCUAGCCGUCCUUAAUAUUUCCAUGUGUAAAUUGGCGAGGUAUCGUCAAUUCCCUGAUCCUAGUUUAUAUCGUUCUGUGCUAAUCUGCAAUACCUUGAGGCAUCUUGAAAGAGAGAUGGAGAGGGAUAGGAGUCCACCGCCAAUGGAGCCAGUUAUUCCUACACCGAUGGCUCAACUUCAGCCACCUGAACAGGGAAGACUGACACCUUUCCCAAUGCCACCAACAUCAUCCAAUGAAACGGACGUAGACUCUGGUAUUGGAGACAGCGACGAUAGUCGUUCCAUCAACUGGGGAAGUGUCUUGUCCCUAUCAAGCCAGUCGCCUUUGGACCCUCUUAAUAACAACGAGCUACUAGAUGUUGACAUUGGACCUGAACUAGAUUUAGACUUUAUGCCUGGAUGGAAGUUGACACCACUGUCAGCGGAUGACAUCCUUAGGAGUACAAAUGUCGCCGUGGCAGCGGCUGCAGCCCAGGAACACCAGAUUACGACGAGCAGUACCACAAGCACAACCAGCAGCAGUUGUACCAACAGCAGUACGCACGAAUCGCUGAUGUGCGUUGGUUCAUAGCCCCCAAUACUCGCGUCGUUGAGUCAUCUCAUCGACUUUUAUCCACUCAUGCCCCAGCGCAAAUAGUGCUCGAGUGGCCUUGAACGACGAAACGAUGCAGCGCCGUAUGUGACGGGAUGACCCCGGUAUAUUUGUACGGAGGCGCUCAUUGAGAGCAUCGAGAAUGGUCGUCGUUUAUUCACAAAUAUGGCUCGUGUCAAUUACACUCCACUCGAUUAUCAUUUCCUCGGUUGAUUACUGUGCGGUCCUCCAUCAUUUGCGUCAGUAAAUCAUUGCAAAUGAAAUACGCAUUCGCAACUUAAUCAUCCACAUGUCUCUUGUCGCUCAAAAUUAACCGUGGACUAAUCAUCAACGACGAUACGAAAUUCACGCCGUCUGAAUGAUAAUUAGAUUGCGUUCUUGAGUUUCCAACGGAAAAGGUACCCGGGCCGACGAUGCAAAUACUA
This is a messenger RNA of Chelonus insularis, 1780 nucleotides long. RefSeq names its product taranis (gene tara). Bases 234 to 1334 code for a protein of 366 amino acids. Lineage: Eukaryota; Metazoa; Arthropoda; Insecta; Hymenoptera; Braconidae. The transcript has 2 exons. Gene Ontology annotation, cellular component: nucleus. The record is from RefSeq and is a predicted model, not a curated record. Gene Ontology annotation, molecular function: transcription regulator activity.